Messenger RNA from Penicillium daleae, 1044 nucleotides. RefSeq lists its product as uncharacterized. The coding region runs from base 1 to 1044 and encodes 347 amino acids. NCBI's taxonomy places the organism in Eukaryota, Fungi, Ascomycota, Eurotiomycetes, Eurotiales, Aspergillaceae. The transcript has a single exon. The record is from RefSeq and is a predicted model, not a curated record.
AUGAUGCAUUUCCACACCACUUGGAUCGGUCUUCUCGCCACUCUUCCCUCCGCCCUUGGCUUCUGGCCGAUCUACUAUACCAAGUCGUCAAGCCCUUACCGCAAUGAUGCGCCUACAGUCCAGGUCGAGACCUUGUUCCAAUUCCCUAACAAUGGCUCGUGGAUCGACAAUCUCGCCUUGCGCUCCGAUGGCAGCAUCCUCCUCACGCGUCUGGAUACACCUGAAGUCUGGUCGAUAGACGCCACCACUGGACACGCAACGCUAGUCCACUCCUUCGCCAACGCGACCAGUUGCUUUGGUAUCAGUGAGAUCGACGAUGAUGUCUUUGCUGUCGUGGUGGGAAAUUUCUCGACCAAGACAUACAAACCCACUCCAGGAUCCUUUACCGUCCAACAGUUGGACUUUAACAAUUUCCAAGCGACUGCCGACGAGCAAGAGACUCAAAAGGCAUCAGUCUCCCACAUCGCUGCUCUUCCAGAGGCCCAAGCUUUGAAUGGUAUGACAUCGUUCACCAAGGAGUCGCACCUAGUCUUGAUCGCAGACAGCCCAAACGGCGUGGCGUGGAAACUCAACACCCAGACCGGUGAAUACUCCAUCGCUCUCAAUGACACCAGCAUGUUACCCGCCGAGGGCCAGCCUCUUCCUCUGGGCGUCAACGGCCUCAAGAUGGUCGACAACUACAUCUACUAUUCCAGCACGACCCGCAUGCAAUUCGGCCGUGUCAAGGUCGACCAGGACGCCACCCCGGUCAGCGACUACCAGAUCAUUGCGAGUGGAUUCUUGCCGGAUAACAUGGAUGUUGCUUCCGACGGCACUGCGUACAUUGCGACUGAUCCGCAGAACUCGGUGGUUCGUAUCACGCCUUUUGGACAGAUCUCCCUUGUGGCGGGUGGCCAGCUUUCGACUCAGAUGCCUGGACCGACGUCGUGCCGGUUGUCGGCGGAUGGCAAGACGUUGUACGUUGGGACCAGUGGGGGUCAAGUUGCUCCUGUGCUGGGCAAGUUUAUGGAGCCUGGUAAAGUGGUGAAGAUUACGUUAGAAUAA